AUAGCGCAGCGGGCACAGCAGCCGGCCGAACGACAGCAGGGUAGUUUGUAUGUGUUUGUAUGCGUGUGGAUUGGGACUGCAGGUUUGGUUUCUGUUUUGGCUGGAAUGACUCUGGAUAGAUAAAAAGACCCGGGAAUAACACAAACAGAAUUGUCGGCUCUGCCUCAUAAAAAAAAUAUUGUUCUGGCUCCGUUAAUGUCAAUAUUAUGUGUUAUUAUUGCCGCCAUUUAUUCAGUAAGUCUUAGGAUGUGUUUCACUACGCUUUAUAAUAACCAGGUCAAUGCCUGAAGAAACCCUCCGGCAUGCUGCAACACCCUAUCGCGUGGACAUCAGUUGCUCUGAGAAUCGGACCUGAUUUUCGUAACCUGCUUUUUUCCUGUGGCAUUCAAAAUAAAGACAAACUUUUUCGCUAUGUUUAUAAUUUUUCCAAAACUUUUAAAAAGUUUUGUUAUAAGAUUUUAAUAAGUUUCACUGCUACAAGAGCAGCAUUUUGCAUUUUUGCUUCGUUUUCUUGUCUGUCUAUUUAGUAGUAUAUUUGAGAGUUUUAUCCUGCAGUCUGUUUCUAGGCUGUGUGGGGGACUGAUCGGCGGUCGUUUGUUCUCCGCGGUUCUCAUCUCUUUUCCACCUGCUGGGUUAGAGUACCCCAAAGUACCUGGAGGGCUUGUUUUGUUCCAGGAAGUUUGGUGGUUUGGUGCGCGUUGCACAACUUGACAGACACACCGUUGUCGGCUGGAGAUUACGGACCGCCUUUCAUUAUUGUAAAAGAAGGAAAAUAUGAAGUUAGUCUAAGGAUUCGCCUGUAUUCUUUACCUUCUUCUAUCAAAUCAAUCAUUCAAAAGACUUGUACAGUAUACCACCGCAGAGAGAUCAUCGGAGUUCAAACGACACAGAUCGGUUUCUAAAUGGGCAGUCGUGUCCCUUUGCUGGGUUUUGAGAUUAUUUACCUCGACACGGGGAUCUGCAGACAGUGCGCUUGGAGCGAGAGGUGGAGCUCGUGUUUACCACUGGCGUGCUGAUGACACUUGACUUCUGGACGUCUGACUCUGCGGGAACAGUAUCUCCGUGACACCUUCAUGAGCCCGCAACACAGAGCAGCAGAACACUCUCAUUGAACAGAGCUCAUUGAAAAAGUGAAUCGGAAAACAAUUAUAAGAGUAUCUAAGAGGAGUUUUCAACUGCGCACAAAUGGUUUUCCUUUGGGACGCCAAAUACGAUCCGGCCCCAGGGCGCCGCUUCACCCCACCUUCCACCACACUGAGCCCUGGUAAGAUGAGCGAUGCAUUGCCACUUGGGGCACAGGACAACAGUGCCGCCCUGGUGGGUAAACUGCGCAUCACGGACCGCAGCAUGGUGGAGGUGCUGGCCGAUCAUCCAGGGGAGCUGGUCCGUACAGACAGCCCCAACUUCCUCUGCUCCGUCCUGCCUACACAUUGGAGGUGCAAUAAGACCCUACCAAUUGCAUUCAAGGUGGUUGCCCUCGGGGAUGUCCCGGAUGGCACUCUGGUAACAGUGAUGGCUGGCAACGAUGAGAACUACUCUGCUGAGCUACGGAAUGCAACCGCGGCCAUAAAGAAUCAGGUGGCGCGUUUCAAUGACCUGCGUUUUGUGGGCCGCAGUGGAAGAGGAAAAAGCUUCACCCUGACCAUCACCGUCUUCACCAACCCGCCCCAGGUGGCCACCUACCACCGCGCCAUCAAAAUCACUGUGGAUGGCCCACGGGAGCCUAGACGACACCGUCAGAAGCUGGAGGAGCCGGUGAAGCCGGGCAGCCUGGCAUUUUCAGAGCGGCUGAGUGAGUUGGAACAGCUGCGCCGCAGCGCCAUGAGGGUUAGCCCCCACCAUCCCAGCCCCACACCGAACCCCCGGCCACCCCUCAACCACACUGCUCCCUUUGCCAGCCCUACGCACAGCCAGAUCCCCGACUCCAGGCAGAUGCAGACAUCACCCUCCUGGACCUAUGAGCAGUCCUAUCCCUACCUCGGUCAGAUCUCCACCCCCUCCGUCCACCCAGCCACGCCUAUCUCACCUGGACGGGCCAGCGGCAUGUCAGCGCUCACUGACCUCUCCAGCCGGCUGUCAGGUUCGGAGCUGACAGCAUUCAGUGACCCCCGGGUGGGGCUGGAGCGCCAGUUCUCCUCGCUGCCUUCGCUGCCAGAGAGUCGCUUCCCUGACCCACGCAUGCACUACCCUGGAGCAUUUACCUACACCCCCACACCGGUCACCACCGCCAUUGGCAUCGGCAUGCCAGCCAUGACAGGCACCGCACGCUACCACACCUAUCUGCCCCCACCGUACCCUGGGGGCUCCUCUCAGGGCCAGACUGGGGCCUUCCAGACCAGCUCGCCCCCCUACCACUUGUACUACAGCACCGCUGCCGGCUCAUACCAGUUCUCCAUGAUGUCUGGGGGUGAACGUUCUCCUCCUCGCAUCCUCCCUCCCUGCACCAAUGCAUCCACAGGCUCCGCCCUGCUAAAUCCUUCCCUGCCCAAUCAAAGUGAAGCAGUGGAGACAGAAGGAAGUCACAGCAGCUCCCCUACCAACAUGGCCACUGGCGCAGGCCGUCUGGAAGAGGCUGUGUGGCGGCCAUAUUGAUCCCUACACCCUCCUCAUGCUCACUCCCAGACAGGGUUGGAGAACCUGUGGCCAAACACUUUGCACUUCCACUUGCUCACUGAAUUUAUUCUUUUUGUAUCAAGAAGAUUGUAAAUAGUGAAGACUAGCAACAGGGGAACAAUGUGGGAGGAUGUAAAGGAGGAAAAACCAAUGAUUUGUUUUCUUCUUCUUGUUUUUGAAUGUACUGCUGUUUUUUAUAAUUGUUCUUGUUAUUCUUAAUUAUUAUAACAUCAUUUGAAGUCUGCAAAGAAGAAAACACAGAAACUGUGAAUGAUGAACAUGUGAUAGACUGUGAAGAGACAUUUGGGUGUGCAAGGGUACUGGUUUGCUUCUAGUGUCGCCAGCGCUGUCACUGCUCCUGAGUGCAGGAAUCCCACAGAGGUGUCACACCACAAAAGCCCUUUCACAUCGGCGCCAGGGAGAGACGUGAGUGAAUGGUACAAAUCGCGUGUGCAUAUAAAAAGAUCUAUUCAGUAUCACAUAGAAAAUCAAACUGCAAACAUUCUCUGUCUGGACAGUGUUCCAAAAACCCAACAUGAUUAAUUUGUUUUUGGGAUUCAUCCAUUCUUAGAUGACAGCACAAUGUAAAACAGAGCAGAGCAAGUGGGAAUUUGUGAAAGAUGUUCAAUUUUGCAUUAAUAUUUGAUAAUGUAACACAUAACAUAUAGGAAAUGGUGCAGUACGCAGUUGGGCUGGCAGUAGAGGGAUAUCGGUCCAGAUUGGGCUCACCUUUACAAGUUCCAGAAAACCCAGUCUCAAAAUUUUGUGUAAGCCUUAUCUUUAAAUGUCAGCAUUUUCCAACUUUUAAGAAUUUUUGGUUGACAGUCGGUAGUGAAUUGUGGUAUUUUGUGUUACUCAAAAAAAGAGAUGGAAGAUUGACUUCCUGAGUUAUCAUGAAAGAUUUUUUAAGGGGUUAAAGUAAAGGCUAGGCUUUAUGCAGGGAUUAGUGAUAGCAUUUGGGCUAAAACUGGUCUGAUCAGUAUGGGAUCUUGUUAUGGCUAUUGUAAGGGAAAUGUGACAGGGUAGACAGGUAUAGAUUCCUGAAAAGGUUAGGAGCUUAUUACUCUGAGGUCCACGAGCUGGACUCCUUGUUUGCAUGGAGAGCCACUCUGGUACAGUACAACCAACUCUGAGAGCCAUUGAUGCCUUUAAGCCUUCUGUGUCAUGGUAGAGGUUGCUGUAUUGUGGGGAGAGAGCCUAUUCCUACACAAGCUGCAGUGACUGAUGGGUCUCACUCCAGCCCACCUUUCAAUUAUUGAAUUCAUUUAAUUACAAGAUGAAGUGCACAAAAUAAAAGAACCAUUUCCUCCCAGAUCUUAGUCAGUUGGUAAUUAAAUGAUCCUUGUAAAUGCUGCAGGAGACGCUUGUCUUUGUCUGAAGGACUGGUUAAGACCCUCUGUGUUUUCAGACUUCACUGUGACGCAAUGAAAGUGGUACAGGGCAAGCCCAGGACAUGAGUGGUCAACAGCACACUGGCCACCUCUCCUUCCUGCUGGCUGCAGCUGUGAGAAUAUUCUCUCGCUGUGUCCCUCCUGCUGCCUGGGGUUUUAUACACUCUGAGGCCAAUGGGCUGAACUCACAGAAAGAACUCACUUUGUGUAAAUAGUCCUUGAUUGUAAAUGAAUGCCUGAAAAAGUCAUUGAGGCUUUAUGUUACUACACAACACUGUGCUUUUUCACUUCUGGAAAUAUUUUUUUAUUGUUUUGUUGUAUUUUUUAGUUUAAUUUUAUUUUAUAAAUAUAAAUACAGUUGUGUAGCUGGAACCAUG
This is a messenger RNA of Lepisosteus oculatus (spotted gar), 4381 nucleotides long. It is a transcript of the gene runx1, whose product is annotated as RUNX family transcription factor 1. The record is from RefSeq and is a predicted model, not a curated record. Gene Ontology annotation, biological process: regulation of transcription by RNA polymerase II; regulation of cell differentiation; ossification. Gene Ontology annotation, molecular function: ATP binding; RNA polymerase II cis-regulatory region sequence-specific DNA binding; DNA-binding transcription factor activity, RNA polymerase II-specific. Lineage: Eukaryota; Metazoa; Chordata; Actinopteri; Semionotiformes; Lepisosteidae. Gene Ontology annotation, cellular component: nucleus.